Molecule: messenger RNA, 2587 nt
Organism: Meleagris gallopavo (turkey)
Lineage: Eukaryota; Metazoa; Chordata; Aves; Galliformes; Phasianidae
Biological process (GO): regulation of transcription by RNA polymerase II
Molecular function (GO): DNA-binding transcription factor activity, RNA polymerase II-specific; RNA polymerase II cis-regulatory region sequence-specific DNA binding
Source: RefSeq, a predicted model, not a curated record
UCUCCCUGCUUGAAGGAGGGGAAGAGCCCUGGAUCCCAGAUGUGCGUAGCCCUGAGGCCAUGCCAGGAGACCUCAGCCCAGCAGGAAGUGGGAUUACAGCUAUGUUGGAGGAUCUGCAGGAGAGUGGUGUGGCUGAAGAGCGGUGGGGUAGUGUCUGUGUGGAGGAAAUCAGAAGGGAAGUCCAAGGAGGGCUGGAGCAAGGUCAGGGUGAGCUCAUCAAGAAGCCUCUGGGGAAGCAUCUGGGAAAGACAGGAAGCAGCCCACUGGACUUCAACAUAGGUCAAAAGGGGCCUGAAGAACCCAGGAGCAAGGAUGUGUGCCAGAAGAAAAAGCGGAAUCCAUGCACUGAGUGUGGAAAUAGCUUUGAAAAAGAUUCCAGCGUCGUUAACCACCAGUGCAGACACUCAGCAGUGAGUCCAUACAAGUGCUCUGAGUGUGGGAAGAGCUUCAAAUGGAUUUCCCACCUCUCCUACCACCAACGCAUCCACACAGGAGAGAGACCCUACAGCUGCUCUGAGUGUGGGAAGAGCUUCACAAGGAGUUCCCACCUCACCUCCCACCAACGCAUCCAUACAGAAGAGAGACCCUACAGCUGCUCUGAGUGUGGGAAGAGCUUCAAAAGCAGUUCAUACCUCAGGUACCACCACUACAUCCACACAGGAGAGAAACCCUGUAAGUGCUCUGAGUGUGGGAAGAGCUUCAAAAGCAGUUAUGAUUUGAAGCUGCACCAGCGUGUACACACAGGAGAGAAACCCUACAAGUGCUCUAAGUGUGGGAAGAGCUUCAAAAGCAGUUCUGAAUUGAAGAUGCACCAGCGUGUACACACAGAAGAGAGACCCUACAAGUGCUCUGAGUGUGGGAAGAGCUUCAAAAGCCGUUCCCACCUCAACAGCCACCAGCGCUUCCAUUCAGGAGAGAGACCCUACAAGUGCUCUGAGUGUGGGAAGAGCUUCAAAAGCAGCUCUGAACUGAAGAUACACCAGCGCGUCCACACAGGGGAGAGACCCUUUCAGUGCUCUGAGUGUGAGAAGACCGUAAAAAGCCGUUCCCACCUCAUGUACCACCAGCAGAUCCACACAGGACAGAGACCCUUCAAGUGUCAUGAGUGUGGGAAGAGCUUCAAAAGCAGUUCUGAACUGAAGUGCCACCACCGCAUCCACACAGGGGAGAGACCCUAUGAGUGUCCAGAGUGUGGGAAGAGCUUCAGGAGGAGUUGUGAAUUGAAGAACCACCAGCACACCCACACAGGAGAGAGACCCUUUCAGUGUCCUGAGUGUGAGAAGAGCUUUAAAUGAAGAUCUGGCCUCAGCACCCACAAGAACAUCCACCGUGCACACUGUUCUGUAGAAGCAUCUCAAGACUCUGGGAACCUUCAAAAGCAGUUCCAGCCCCGUUACCUACCAGCACAGCCAUACAAGGUACAGAGCCUGCAGGGCCCCGAAUAUGGGAAGAGCUUAAAGCCAGAGCCCAAGCCUGGUGACCAACUGUGGCUUUGUGUGGUGAUGAACCUUACAAAUUCCUUAAGUAGUGGAAGAGCUCUGCAGCCAAACUGAAUCCUCUUUUCCUUCUUCACAUGAGAAUUAUGCAUAUUGCUCUCCUUCAGCUGCAGUUGUUGUGUUGAGUGACCAUACAAAGGAGAAUGCAGAGUGGGAUGUGACCCAAAGGAAACCUCAGCUAGGCCGAUAUGUCACCGGGAAGGAAGAAAUCCUGUCUACAGGGAGUGUGGGAAGAGCUUCAUCUGGAGCUCUACCCUCAAUAGAUCUCAGAGAACCAACACAAGAGGAGAGUCUCUGUGAGUGCCUUGACUGCAGGAAGAGGUCUGUCCACAGCUGGGAGGUCAUCAGACACCCGUGGAUCCACGUGAGGAACCCUACAAAUGUGCAGCCUGUGAGAAGAGCUUUGGCCACAGCUCGAACCUGCUGAGGUACCAGAGUGUCUGCACUUGGGUGAGGUCCAAUCCAUGCCUGCACCAGUGAGUUCACGUGGCAGGAAGCCUUAGACAUGCCUUGAGUGUGAGCAGGGCUUUGUCCAGAGUGCAGAGCUCCUCACUGGCCCUGCAAGUUUUUCUGGUGCAUCACUGGCACCCUGUGCAGAAGGGACUUAACCCAGGAGUAACAUGGCUCUUGAAUGUUUUCUGAACAUCAUCUGUAGUGGAAACAGUAGAGGAUGAAUAAAGUAGCUGAGUUGUACUGAAGCUUUCUUCACUGCAGUCUUGUUUUUUGUUCUUAAAACAAAUGUCAUGAUGUGGAAUGAGGAGAGGGAAAGGUGCAGGUAGGGUUUGGCUUUGCUGCCUCCUCCAGCCCACUGCUUGCUUCUGGAGAACGCAUUUCUUUCACACAAUCCUAUCAUCCUCCCUAAGCGUGCUGCACAUUGGUUCUACUGCAUUUCCAGAAUGCUUUAAUCAGCUGGUCAGAGCAGCUGUGUGACACGAAGGCUUGGUUGUCUCCAGUAAAACUAGAAAAAGCUGAGCUUGUUCUUCCUAAAUGCACCAUUGCAAUUGUCUGGAGGUGGAGGGAGCAGAAGGCAGUGCAAACCCACACAGUGCACAAGCAGCUCAUCCGCACAGCACAGAAAUAUCAGAGUGCUC